This is a messenger RNA of Pipistrellus nathusii (Nathusius's pipistrelle), 957 nucleotides long. The record is from the annotation of a GenBank genome assembly. Lineage: Eukaryota; Metazoa; Chordata; Mammalia; Chiroptera; Vespertilionidae.
AUGCAUGGUGUGUCUUGUCUUAUUACAGAGUACAGUUGUGAAUAUGGCUCCAUGAAGUUUUAUGCACUGUGUGGCUUUGGUGGGGUCUUAAGUUGUGGUAUCACACACACCGCCGUCGUUCCUCUGGAUUUAGUGAAAUGCCGUAUGCAGGUAGACCCCCAGAAGUAUAAAGGCAUAUUUAAUGGAUUCUCAGUUACACUUAAAGAGGAUGGUGUUCGUGGUUUGGCUAAAGGAUGGGCUCCAACUUUCAUUGGCUACUCUAUGCAGGGGCUCUGCAAAUUUGGCUUUUAUGAAGUCUUCAAAGUCUUGUAUAGCAACAUGCUUGGAGAGGAAAACACCUAUCUCUGGCGCACAUCACUGUAUUUGGCCGCCUCUGCCAGUGCUGAAUUCUUUGCUGACAUUGCCCUGGCUCCUAUGGAAGCUGCUAAGGUUCGAAUUCAAACCCAACCAGGUUAUGCCAACACUCUAAGGGAUGCAGCUCCCAAAAUGUAUAAGGAAGAAGGCUUAAAUGCAUUCUACAAAGGGGUUGCUCCUCUGUGGAUGAGACAGAUACCAUACACUAUGAUGAAGUUCGCCUGCUUUGAACGUACUGUUGAAGCAUUGUACAAGUUUGUGGUUCCUAAGCCCCGAAGUGAAUGUACCAAAGGAGAGCAGCUGGUUGUCACAUUUGUGGCAGGUUACAUAGCUGGAGUCUUCUGUGCAAUUGUUUCUCACCCUGCUGAUUCUGUGGUGUCUGUGUUGAAUAAAGAGAAGGGUAGCACUGCUACUCAGGUCCUCCAGAGACUUGGAUUUAAAGGUGUGUGGAAGGGACUCUUUGCCCGUAUCAUCAUGAUCGGCACUCUGACUGCACUUCAGUGGUUCAUCUAUGACUCCGUGAAGGUCUACUUCAGGCUCCCACGUCCUCCUCCUCCUGAGAUGCCAGAGUCUCUGAAGAAGAAGCUUGGGUUAACUGACUAG